This is a messenger RNA of Blastomyces dermatitidis ER-3, 996 nucleotides long. RefSeq names its product monocarboxylate permease. NCBI's taxonomy places the organism in Eukaryota, Fungi, Ascomycota, Eurotiomycetes, Onygenales, Ajellomycetaceae. The transcript has 4 exons. Gene Ontology annotation, cellular component: fungal-type vacuole membrane. The record is from RefSeq and is a predicted model, not a curated record. The coding region runs from base 1 to 996 and encodes 331 amino acids.
AUGCCCACAUAUGCCUUGCCCAAGCUAGGGGAAACAGCGGGCGGCGAGCUGACAUACAAAGUCUACCUCUCCCAAAUCUUAAGCUGUCAGCGUUCCACAGCGACACAGCGAGCAUGCGCGAAGAGAACACUCUACGAUUAUUCUACGAACGAAAAACUGCUCACCAGUUGCCAUGAUAGAUAUAUCGCUGUGUCUGUGUCCAUGGAGCAAGUGAUUACUACGGAUGAGAAAUCACGGCUUGCACCUGUGGAAGUUGACAACAGCUCUGGAAGGGAAGAUGGCGCUCAACCGCAAGGACAUAUAAACAACAUUGUCGAAGGCUCCUCACCCUCUCCCCCAGCAGAAGACUGGUUCACAUGGAUGGAAGUUCUAGGGGCUUUUUGCUUGAAUCUGAAUACAUGGGGACUCAUGAACGCCUACAGCGUCUUUCAAGCCUUCUAUGAACUUGACUUGCUGGCUACAAGGUCUUCUUCGAACAUAUCAUGGAUUGGCUCGACGUUUCUCAUGUUCAUCAUCUUCAUGAUUGUGGGUCCAAUCAUCAACACAGACUAUCUAAGAUCGCUGCUCGGAAUUGGAUUGUUGCUCACCGUUCUCGGGAUUUUCAUGACAAGCCUCUGCAAUGAGUACUGGCAGGUGUUUCUCGCUCAGGCUAUUACCAUGGGUCUAGGGUUUGGUUACCUCUAUGUACCUACUCCGACUAUUGUCUCACAGUACUUUCAUACUAGUACUACACUUGCGAUGGGUGCGUCGUCGGCUGGUGGUGCUCUCGGUGGCGUAAUAUAUCUGAUUAUUUUCACACGUCUCCAACCGCGGAUAGGCUUCGCGUGGGCAACCCGAGUUCUUGGCCCCAUGACAAAACAUACCCUGGUAGACCGAACCGCAUUCAAAGACGUGCCCUACAUCCUGCUGAACAUCGGCCUCAUCUUCGGCUUCAUGGGCUUCUACAUCAUAUUCUACUACAUCGAGCUCUACGCCCACCAAGAAAGCAGCGUCUGA